CUCACUUCUCUUGGUGAGCAGAAUGAAGGCAGAUAAGGUGGUCAUUCACAAGCGGAGAUGGUGAAGCAGCAAUAUCGGGACUGCCUUGUACCUCACCUCUUGAAAAGAACCAGACUUACGCUUAUCAAGUUGCACUGUUGACACUGCUGUGUCCUGUCCUCUGACUUUGAAGGAUAUCUCAGGUUGAAGGAAUUGAAUCAUGACAUCAGAGGAUUCACCGGGAACACUGUGAGGCGCUAGCUGAGGCGGCAAGCAUGAAGUCUUUGGCCGUCAGUUUCAUCCUUGGGAACCUGGUGUUGGCCUCCUGUUUGUCUUUCGGAGUGGCUUCAACGGAAGGGUUCACCUUACCAAAGGAAAUGAAAGAAGCUGUGGGGAAAGUUAUUGUCAACACCACUGCCUGCAGUGUCACCUGUGGCCUCGGCUAUAAGGAGGAGAUUGUCUGUGAGGUGGGGCCUGAUGGAGUGAAGAGGAAGUGCCGUUCUCAGUUCCUGGAAUGUAUGACCAGCUGGUACUGUGGAAUGCUCCAUUUCACCGCUCUCAGAGGGAAGAGAUUUGAGCUGAGCUGUCUGAGUGCAGACAUCGUGAGGAUUGGUCACAAAUCUUUCCGGUUCAUCUGGAGAUUUGCUCGGGGCAUCAUCUCAAUCGAUGAUGAGCUCUUUAAACCCUUCUUAGUCACUUCCCACUCCUUGAGGUUUAGAUCUGUUCGGGAGGAUCACGCUGGGACCUACCGGUGUGAUGUGCUGAUACUGAAAAAUUAUAGACUUGUCAAGAGGCUCUACUUUGGCCUAAGAGUGCUUCCUCCCAACUUGGUGAGCCUGCAUUUCAACCAAUCACUUACUGAGGAACAGAAGUUAAUGGAUGAGGGCCUGGAAGUGAACCUGGACAACCAUUCCAUGGCCUACCUGCCGUCGAAAAACAAGGUGGCAGGAAUCAUGGGAACAGGAAUUGCCAUUGGUGUGACUGGUAUGCUGGUCAUCAUUGUCUUCUGCAGCUGCCUGAGGGUGGCGCAGCUCAGCUACAAGCAUCUGAAGUUGGCCUUACCAGCUUUGCCUGCCGAGGGCAGGUGACCCAGGAAGCCGCACUAGCUUUUCAGCAGAGCUUUCUGGCUGCCUGACUGAAUUGGCUAAGAGGGAGGGCGUCCACCGCCAAAGAGUGGGGGAAGUAGAGAGGGCGACCUAGGGGGGGGUCUCAUCCUGAUCAUCCCUGCUCACUAGGUGCCCGGGAAGCCUGACGAGACACCUGCCCUGUCCUGCCUCUGGGAAGACUGGUCUUCCAGGCUUGCAUCCAUUUACAGCUUGUCUCCCCACCUCCAUUUCCCUUCUGAGUAGUAGGAGAUAUUAGUAAACUUUUCUAGUGAAAAACUUUUUUCCUCAUCAAUAAAAAUAAUUCACAGUAGCUAUGCAGAGACCUAUCCUUUACUGUUUUUUAAAUUUUCUUGUUGUUUAA
Messenger RNA from Talpa occidentalis (Iberian mole), 1446 nucleotides. It is a transcript of the gene TMEM81, whose product is annotated as transmembrane protein 81. Bases 255 to 1067 code for a protein of 270 amino acids. The transcript has 2 exons. NCBI's taxonomy places the organism in Eukaryota, Metazoa, Chordata, Mammalia, Eulipotyphla, Talpidae. The record is from RefSeq and is a predicted model, not a curated record.